This is a messenger RNA of Lactuca saligna, 291 nucleotides long. NCBI's taxonomy places the organism in Eukaryota, Viridiplantae, Streptophyta, Magnoliopsida, Asterales, Asteraceae. The record is from the annotation of a GenBank genome assembly.
AUGAGAAUGUUUCGGGUGGAGGAUAGGAACCAUAAUUGGACCAUGGGUCAAAACCACGAUCUAAGGCUCCUCAUCACCCUUGAGAAUCGGGACAUCCUUGCCCUCAGGCAUCCUAACAACUUCACCGAUUGGAAAAUCACACCAUAUCUCUUCCCCAACUCCUUCUCUGAAGAGGAAGAAGAGGAAGAUGGAGACAGUGACGAGAGUGGCAAGGCGGCACAACAAAAUUCUCCUCCCAUGGGUAGUGCCAACUCAUCCCAUCAAGCUGGACACCUAUCCUAUCACCAAUAA